ACUAGCAAAUCCACCCAGCCGGAGUGUCAUCACUAUCAGGCAACAACAACACCAUGAUUGUUGCUCAAAACCACCGCAAAUAUUUUGUGUCCCCGAGUUAAUAAUCAAGCGGCCGCAAAAUGACAACUGACGAGAGCAUUAUGGAGGAGAUGCUGGACCGAGCAACAAAUCCGGCAAAAGAAAGAGUUGACGAGUUGGGCGUUCAGAUGUUCUGCAUUGUGGUCAAGAGCAAUGCCCAGCUGGUGCACAAGGCCCAGGAAAUGAUUGUGGCCAAGGUCCGAUCCGCCAACAUAACGGAGGCGACUCGAGCGAUAUCGCUACUGGAGGAAUGCAUGACACAGUGCGGCGAUGACUUCCAGGACGAGGCGGCCAAGUUUCGGUUUCUGAACGAACUGAUCCGGCUGGUGUCGCGGAAAUACAAGGGCGCUGAGACGCCUCACGAAGUGAAGCAACGGAUCAUGGAGUGCCUGCUGCUGUGGACGACGGAGUUUCCGCAGCGCCAGAAGAUCCGUGAUGCGUACGAGAUGCUGCGCAAGGAGGGGGACAUAGAACACGGCCAGACCGAGGCGGCGGUGGCCAAACGGGAGAGUGUCCUGGGCACCAUUGACGAGGCGAUGUUCGCCAAGCUGAUCAAGAGCAACAAUCCGGAGAACUUCAAGCGAGCAAAUCUCCUGCUGCAGUACCGAAUGGCGCAGGAGGCGCGUCGCAACGAUUUAUUGGCCCAGCACCGAUUGGUGCUCAGCGAAGUCCAGGAGACGAUGGCGCUGCUCAACCAAAUGCUGGACACCUACGAUCCCACUAAUCAGGACGUGGCCGAGACACUGCACGAACUGUACAAGAACUGCAAGAAGCACAAGCCCAUCUUCCAUCAUCUGCCCCAGUUGCUGGACGAUUCCGAUGCCCAGCUAGUAGCGGACACAUUGGAUGCCAAUGGUGCUCUACUGGCCACCAUGCAGCGCUACAAGAAUCUGGUGCCCUCGCCCACUCGAACUGCUAAUCCUGCCUUGGCCACAAGUGCUUCCACAUCCGCUACAAAGUCCACAUCCACAUCACCACUCACAGCGACUGCAUCCGGCUCUGGAACCAACAAUGCCCUGUUGCUCAACGAGCUCCUCGGGGAUUUGCUCAUCGAGAAGAGUGGAGCCAGUCCAGCACCAGCACCAGCACCCAGUGCAGUUGCAGCUCCGAACACUGCCAGCAGUAAUUCCACGUCGGCCAAUCCGUUGGCCGACCUGAACGAAAUCUUUAGCAGUGCCUUGGCCGAAAGUGAGGCAGUGAAAAAGAACCAACCAUUCCAGAACACCAGCACUCUUCUCGAGCCGCAAAUUCUUAGCCCCAGCAUUGCGCCGGACUCCUUGGCCAACGGAGGCUCUGGGGAUUCGGCGAAAAAGCCAGGAACGGCCAGGAAGAUGCCCCAGAUCGAUAUGCUGAGCGAAGAGCUCUUCCAGCAGAUCCUGCCCACACAGGAGCGAAUGGCUAGCUUCAAGCGUGACCCCGAAAAGGUCACCCUCAAUGAUUUGGCUCGCGAAAGGAUGCAUGUCAAGCCGCCGUCCGAGGACAACGAAAAGGAGCCAUCAACCGGAAAGAAUUCUAUCUCUGCUUCCGAUCCAGCGCCUGUGGAUGAUGUUCCACUGCUGAGCGAAACUGUGGAGAAGAAGCCGGAGGAGGUCUCCAAGCCAGUGGAGGAGGUACCAGUGGAGGUGUCGCCUCCUGUCAAGCCGCUCAGCGAGAUUCAGGUGGACCUGGACAGCAUCCAGGCCACGGGAGAGCAGCGCAUCGUACUCAAUGACGACGACAUGCAGCUCAGCCUGAACUUUACCAGCGACCGGCCCGGACAACGGGUCUCCGUGAUUGUGAUAUCGGCGCAGAACAAGAGCCGCCAGCCCGUCCGGGACUUUCAGUUCGAGGCGAGCGUAAAAAAACCCUGCAAGGUGCGCCUGCUGCCGCCGACAGAUAGCGAGAUGCCUCCGCACAAGCCCUUCCGUCCGGCCACGCCCAUCAACCAAGUGAUGCUCCUGCUGAACCCCACAGGCAAGGCUGUCGACGUUACCUGCAUCGUGGGCUAUAAACUGGGCGAUGAUCCCGAUCCCAUCAAGGAAUCCGUUGUAGCCCAGGGCAUUGCCUACGUGGACUAAAUUACGGGGAAUCCCCCAGCUCCCCCGGCUACCAAAAAUUCAAAAAAAAAAGUCAAAAGUUGAAGAAAAGUCAAUUCCAUUGCUAUUUCUGUUGCUGUUUUCCCCUUUUUUUCACAUCUAAAAGAUGGAAAAAUUUUAUUCGGGGUUUCCUUUGUGUUUAUUUAAAAAAAAAAUUAUUGUUCAUAAUUGAUUUAUAUUUAUGCCCAUAAGGUUUUUAUUUAAAUUGCAAUUUGCAUACCCACGAUUUAGUCGUAAUAUAAUAAUUAUGUAUCAAAGGUUUAUAAAUUAUUAUUGAAAAAGUC
Messenger RNA from Drosophila ananassae, 2437 nucleotides. RefSeq names its product ADP-ribosylation factor-binding protein GGA2 (gene Gga). Bases 120 to 2135 code for a protein of 671 amino acids. Gene Ontology annotation, cellular component: trans-Golgi network. The record is from RefSeq and is a predicted model, not a curated record. Gene Ontology annotation, molecular function: small GTPase binding; phosphatidylinositol binding; ubiquitin binding. The transcript is spliced from 5 exons. Gene Ontology annotation, biological process: vesicle-mediated transport; intracellular protein transport. Lineage: Eukaryota; Metazoa; Arthropoda; Insecta; Diptera; Drosophilidae.